This is a messenger RNA of Cyprinus carpio (common carp), 4035 nucleotides long. Its product is annotated as acid-sensing ion channel 4-A-like. Lineage: Eukaryota; Metazoa; Chordata; Actinopteri; Cypriniformes; Cyprinidae. Gene Ontology annotation, molecular function: ligand-gated sodium channel activity. Gene Ontology annotation, cellular component: membrane. The record is from RefSeq and is a predicted model, not a curated record. Gene Ontology annotation, biological process: sodium ion transmembrane transport.
CCGUUGUACUGCUUUCCUUAAUCUUUGACUGAUGCUUCUGCACGAUCAAUAUCCUUUCUUUCUCCAUUUCCCUUUUUCUUUGCUUUUUUUCACUUGAAGAUUGAUUGUUCAGAGUUGUGAGCUGUUUACGCUCACUCCUCAUGGCUCAUUAUUGUCGCAAUUAGGAUGUCUUCUGGGACUAAGGUGGGGGUGGAUGAGUGGGGGCCGACAUUAAAAUCCACUGACCCCCCUGAUGUUCUCAUCUAGUCGGGGAUGUUCAGCGAAGCAGUCUUUGACAGAAACUUAUUGUGGUCAAGGGGUAAGAAAGCGUCUCAAACAAGUGGAUUAAGUGAGAGAGAUCGCAAGCGAGGGGGAACGCGAGUGUAUACGUACGCAUGUGUGUGUGUGUGUGAGAGAGACAGAGAGAGAGAGAGCAGGAGACGGAGAGAGGACGAGAGCGUGGGGGGUGUUUGAGUUGCCGCUGCUUGUGCUGUUGAAGAGGAAAUAAUCACAGUGUUGCUUCCUCAUGAAUUAUUAAGAAGCCCUCCAGCCUCUUUUAGCUUGAGUCAAAAUGCUGCAUUUUCCUCUGUGGCUAUAAAGCAAAGAGGAGAUUUGUUGUAUGUUUUUUGUUGUUGUUGUUUUUUGUUUCCUAGGUGUAUCACAGCUGAUAAGCUGGACUCAUAAGCGUGCCGAACAAGUGCUCAGAUGAGCAGUCCGAGCGCAGCACCAGGAGCAUCAGCACUGGAGAGCUGGAACUGAGAGACAGAAGCAGUUCCCUCCACUGCACGCGACAGCAGCGGACGCUCUCGCUCUGCAUGCUUUUUUUCCCUUCCGUUCUUUCUGGAGUUGAGAUCUUGUUCGUCAGAGCAACGGGACUUAGUGGAUACUGGGGCUGCAAGCUGUUAUCCAAGCAUCCCAAACGCAGACCUGGCUGCCCACAUGCCGAUCGAAUUUGUUUGCAAAAUCAAAUUUGCAGAGGAGGAUGAGAAGCAGAAAGGCAACCAGGAUGGGGACAAGGAAAGCCUGAUUGAAGAGAGCUGCAGCCCCCCAGCCAAGGACCUGGCCGGCUUCGCCAAUGCCUGCUCGCUCCAUGGGAUUAACCAUAUCUUUGUGUCGGGUCGGCUGGGUGUCAGACAGACCCUCUGGGCUCUCGCGUUCCUGGUGUCCCUGGCUCUCUUUCUAUACCAGGCGGCAAAGUGUGCCAUCUCCUACCUGGAGCAUCCUCACAUCACGGCGCUGAAUGAGGAGGCCACCCCGGAGAUGAUGUUCCCUGCCGUGACCAUCUGCAACAUCAACCGUUUCCGCUUUUCCGCUCUUACCGACGCUGACAUCUACCACCUGGCCAACCUGACCGGCUUGCCCCCCAAAAACAAGGACGGCCACAAGCCCACCGAUUUGGAGUAUCCAGCGCCAGACAUGCAGGACAUCUUCAACCGGACGGGUCACCAGCUGGAAGAGAUGCUGAAGAGCUGCAACUUCAGUGGGCAGAACUGUUCGGCCGAAGACUUUACAGUGGUCUACACAAGAUACGGGAAAUGCUAUACUUUCAAUGGGAACAAAACAACCUCCAGGAAGACUAAGCAAGGAGGGAUGGGAACGGGACUGGAGAUCAUGUUGGAUAUCCAGCAGGAUGAAUAUCUACCUAUCUGGAAAGAGACAAAUGAAACAUCUUUAGAGGCAGGAAUCCGUGUUCAGAUCCACAGUCAGGAUGAGCCGCCCUACAUCCAUCAACUGGGCUUUGGAGUCUCUCCGGGAUUCCAGACCUUUGUAUCCUGUCAAGAGCAAAGGUUGACCUACCUGCCCCAGCCUUGGGGGAACUGCCGCUCCACCAGUGAGCAGAUGAUCCCAGGUUACGAUACCUACAGUAUCAGCGCCUGCCGACUGCGCUGCGAGACUCUUGAGGUUCAGCGUGUGUGCAAAUGCAGGAUGGUGCACAUGCCGGGAGAUGCCGAUAUCUGUACUCCCAGCAAUAUCAAAUGUGUGGACAAAGCACUUGCACUGCUACAGACAAGUUCAGGUGACACAUGCUUGUGUGAAACUCCCUGUAACCUGACACGCUAUGGUAAAGAGCUGUCCAUGGUUAAAAUCCCCAGCAAAGGCUCAGCUCGCUAUCUGUCUAGAAAAUACGACAAAACUGAAGACUACAUCAGAGACAACUUCCUUGUUUUGGACGUUUUCUUUGAAGCUCUAAAUUAUGAAACAAUAGAACAGAAAAAAGCUUAUGACGUUGCAGGAUUAUUAGGGGACAUUGGUGGGCAGAUGGGUCUUUUUAUAGGAGCCAGUGUGCUCACCAUCUUGGAGAUUCUGGAUUAUGUAUAUGAGGUGAUCAAACACAGGUUGGAGCGUUUGCUCAGAUCACAAAGAGAAGACAAAAAGCAAACCCAGCAGCAGCAACCCAGCACAGUCGCCACAGUAAAGCUGGAGGAAAUGAAAGUUAAGGAUUCUGGCGAGAUGAGCCGGAGCCACUCAGAGGGUGCUUAUGCUAACACCAAUCUCCCAAAUCACCAUCACCACCACCGUACCCACCACCGAGUGUUCGAAGACUUCGCCUGCUAGGAAGACUCAUCUGGCGGGUGGGUCUAGUGCUGUUGACGUCUACAGAAAGAGUUCUCUCAGUGCUGAAGGUGGGCUCAAUGAAAGACCCUCAAAUCUCAGCGCUAAUCUCUCUCGCUGUCACCAGUUAAAGCUACAGCCAAAGCCGAACUCUAAACCCUCGCUUCUAGGUACGGAUCGGACAUUGCGGUCCAGCAGGAGACUCUCUGAAAUCCUGUCCAUCCCCACCCCCCACCCGCCUCCUAUAGCAGGAAGUGACAUCAGUGGCAACUCUAUGAUUUCUACACUGAAUACCUUGGUACUGGGCCUCUACUAUAUCAAGGCAUAGACUGCAUGACAUCUAGAGCCACUUUAUACUCCAGAUCUUGUUUGAAGCAUUACAUUCUUUAUAUUUUGUCAGCUGUUAGAGUUUUAUUCGGUGAGUUCUCAUCUUGUGAAAUAUUAUAAUUCAGAUUAAUCUACAAAUGUAAAUGAUGUAUUUGAAUCAUGGCUAUCAACCCUUAGGCUCCAGAGCAUAAGAGAAAUAACUUUACUCUGGUAUACUCUUUCUCUGAAAUCAUGGGGACGGUGUAGAAUAGUUUAAGUGUUUCAGAAAAGUAAUAUGUAUCCAUCUCUACUGGAUAUGUCUUAUAAAUGUUUCCUUUAUCUCAAAUGGUUUAUGAUUAAGUUAACUUAAAGUAUAUUGAAUAAUUCAAACAAAUUUUGUAAUGUUAUUUAUAGAGCUGUAACGUGUGAGUGGUAAUGGGUGUCAUUAGCGGUAACAACAUAAUCUUCUGUGAGGUUACUUCCCAACGGAGAGCCAAAUGAUGUGUACAGUAAAGCCCACCAGCCCACCAGAGCCAUUGCGGUAACCAUAUGGAAAAGGUUUGUUUCAUCCAUCCAUCAGCUGAUGGAUCCACUCUCCCAGAUCUCCCAAAAGUGUUUAAUGAAACAGACCUUAUGUUCCUAGUUUCACUUUUGAAUGAGACAGAGUGCAGCGGUUCCACAGAGAAUGAUAAACCGGGUUUGCUCAGCACACUCACAAAGUAUGAGAAAUCUGAUGCACCGCAGCGUAUGGCUUCAUGUUUAAAAGUCAGUCGAUGAGUUUUUCUCAGGGUUCUUAGCUGCGAAAUGUCUAGCGGUCUCUUUGACAAAAGGCCAGAUGUGCAAAGCAUUUCAAUCAGAAACCACCAGCUUUUCUGUGUGCAAGAACUGACAUUCAAUGACGUUUCAAAGAUGAAAAACGUUUCCAUUUUACUGUAGCUCCAGUUCUAAUAGCGUAAAUACCAGUAUUGAAUCUGUGGUUUCAAAUAUGGCUAAUAUUACUGUAAGUCAACAUUGUAGCACCCCUAUCUUUUUUAUUUUGGGCCUUUUGGAAAUGCAUUACUUUGUAAUCAGACAUUUCAGGUGCAGUUCUUGUAUAAUUAAUGUCUGAUGACUUUAUUAGCUUAAUGGGUGUUAUAAUUUAUGAUGAUGUGUGUAAGACUUCAUUGUUUAAAAGUUGUGCUAUUAAAAUGAGCAGAA